AUGGUGACCUUUGCCUUGGAAUUGGGCCAGGGUCAGCACGUACUUUCAUCUUUGGUUUCGCUUACACCUUCUGCCCGCGCCAAAAGCACGGCAUUCGAACUGGAGCGGACGCAGGUAGAACAAAUUGAGGACCAGCUGCGAGACAAGCAGGGCGUUGCAAAGAAACCAGGUAGUGGUGGAGGCCCAUUCGGCGGUUUGGCUGGUGCAGUUGGGGGCCUCGUGCUGGGCAGCAAAGGCUCCAAGCAUGCUGGAGAUGGCCGCAUUGGUGCUGGAAAGAAGUCGCAGCAAGGCAUGCUGAAUGAUGCACUGGGUGGCAUGGGAGUCGCCGGAACGCUGGCCAGCGGCGCCUUAAACACUUUCGGGCCAUCACUGCUGGGCAAAGCAAAAGGUCCUGAGAUUGCGGAGGAGCGGACGGAAUCUGGCACGGAGAACGCGGAGGUCAAAGCACAGAUGACCGGAGAAGGAGAGGAUGUGGCUCCUGUUUCGGAGGUGGCUGAGCAGAAAGAGGUGGAUGAAGCCGAGGACCAGGAAGGCGAAGGUCCACCACCUGGUGACAUUGAAGAGAAGAUGGGCAAGGCUCCUGACAUUAGCGUUGCCGACUUGUACAAGUACUACACAAACCGCCUGGCACGGCGUGCCAGACAGGCAGCCAUGAUAGCAGACCAGGCGGUACAGGAGGCCUGGAAGCAGCAGCAGCUGGCACGGUACUGGAAUCGACAGGCCCUGGAAGCUGAGGCCGCUGCAAGAAAGGCUCUGCCACCAAAGGUGGAUGACGAGCGCUCUACGUGGCAGCUCAAGGUGCCACCUGGAUGGGAAGUGCCUCCGAGCCCAAUCGUUUCUGCCCAUGAUCCUCGAUCAGUCACUAUAUAUUCUGGCACAAUGUCGUCAGGGUUGGUGAUGGCUGGGACUGUGGCUAGCAUUUGGGAGAGCAACCUGAAAAGCCACAUGCUUCGCAUUCAUACUCCAUGCAUGUCCUGGAUCGGCUCCGGCCAUUUCAGAAACAUCCACGCAACAGUGAGGUCCAGCGGCCAGAUGCCCAUUCAGAAGAGGAUCAGUUGCGACCUUUUUUCCUACAAUAACUUAAGAAUCGAUGCAGCCAUGGACGCAGUGCAUUCCAUGCCUGCCAAAUCAGGCGGCAACCAAACAGGUCUCCCAGAAAUGUCAUUCAACGAGGCAGUGCACGAGGUCUUCCUUCCAUUGGAAGGGGAGGUGUGUGAUGCAUCCGCGACUGUGUUCCUGUCUAUUCUGUGUGCCAUUGGCCUGGCGGUUAGUCUCUUUGGAUACCGGAUCUACAAGGUGGCAUUCCCAUUCUUUGCCUUCCUUGUUGGGUUCGGCUUGGAGGCACUCAUUGGUUCGCACUGGGUGAACUUGGUGCCAGACGAGGCCACAACAGUGAAGAAGGUGAUCGUGCUGGUAUGCUGCGUGCUCUGGGGAACUUUGGCAGCGGUGCUUGCCCAGAGGUGCAGGCAAAGCAUUGAAAAGGUGCUGGGCAUUGUUUUCGGCGUGUUUCUGGGACUUGCUGUGACAGGCAUCCUCGUGUAUGCUCUCCAGAGGCCACUGAGCAAUUCAUUUGGGCCUGCCUACAAGGGUUGGGACCAAUUUGGAGGUGUCACCCUCGGAGUCCCGCUUGCCAUGCUAGCGGGGUACUUGUGCAGGUCUUGGGUGAAGCACCUCAUCAUGUUUAUCACCGCCUUCUUCGGCGCCUGGGUUGCGUGGCUUUGCGCUACGAACUUGCUGAAGUGCGCGGAGGUUGAGUCCGAACUGCUGAAUCGACACAUCAUCAACGUGGUCAUUGUCAUAGGCCUCGGCUUUCUUGGGCUCAUCGCGCAGAUCUUGUGGCAGCCUCGUGGAGAGCGCAAGAUGCGCGAAGUGGCGGGUGCAGGAGAAGUAUAA
This is a messenger RNA of Symbiodinium natans, 1893 nucleotides long. The record is from the annotation of a GenBank genome assembly. Lineage: Eukaryota; Dinophyceae; Suessiales; Symbiodiniaceae.